AUGAAUAAACUAAAAAGUAAGGAAGUUAAUUUAUCGAUACAACGAGAAAAUAUCCUGAAUAAAUUGGAACAAACUAAAAAUGAAUGGACUGAAAGUAAUUUUGCCAAAUUUUCGUUAGAACAAUUACAAGUUCAAAAUGAAGAGUUAAAAAAAGAAGUAGAUUAUUUAAAAAGACAAUUAGUAGAAAAUCAAGCAACCAGUGAUAAAUAUUUACAUGAAGAGCAAAAGAAACUUAAAGAUGCGGAAGCCAAACUUACUCAACAGGUAGAAGCUAAUAAUAAAAAACAACGAGUUAUUGAGAAAUUACAAGCUCAAAAUGAAGAAUUAAAAAAACAACUGAAGGAAAGGAAGAAAAAUAAAGAAGAGACUAAUAGUCAGCAAAACAAAGAAACUGAACAAGACGAGAGUCUGAAAACUAAGACAGAUGAAAUACUUGCAAAUUUUUUCCAAGACCUAUUAUCCAAAAAAAAGGAGAUUAACGUUCAACAAUAUCAAAUAGAUGUUAAACAAGAGAUGCAAAAUAAAGAAACCGAGGUUGAACGAGAAGAAACCCAGAAAACUAAAACAGUUCAGGAUCAGAAUAAAAAUGAAAUACUUGCAAAUUUUUUCCAAGACUUAUUAUCCAAAAAAAAGGAGA
Rhizophagus irregularis DAOM 181602=DAOM 197198 is the source of this 637-nucleotide messenger RNA. RefSeq lists its product as uncharacterized. The record is from RefSeq and is a predicted model, not a curated record. NCBI's taxonomy places the organism in Eukaryota, Fungi, Glomeromycota, Glomeromycetes, Glomerales, Glomeraceae.